AUGCUCUCCCUUCCCUUCUUCCAGCCGGGGAUGUACAACGAAGAUCUGCCCUCGUCCGCGCAGUACGGUGCAAACGUACUCUUCCGAAGAUGGCGUGAUGACAUGACCUCAUAUGAGCCUUGGGCCAACGACACUGCUCGCGCGGCUUACUUCGCUUCGAAGGGCCGCGAG
Messenger RNA from Symbiodinium necroappetens, 171 nucleotides. NCBI's taxonomy places the organism in Eukaryota, Dinophyceae, Suessiales, Symbiodiniaceae. The record is from the annotation of a GenBank genome assembly.